Closterium sp. Yama58-4 is the source of this 1590-nucleotide messenger RNA. The record is from the annotation of a GenBank genome assembly. Lineage: Eukaryota; Viridiplantae; Streptophyta; Zygnematophyceae; Desmidiales; Closteriaceae.
AUGGGGGCGACAACUUCCAAAGCACACGAUAGCGAGGGCCCCAGCAGGAAACGAACAACCAUCGAAAGCCUACCGGACGAGGUGCUGAUAAAGGUGCUGGCAGCCGUCAAUUCCACCGCCUCGUCGCCGCUCGACGUCGUCCUUCCAUCCAUGAUCAAUCGGCGGUGGCGGCGGGCCAGCAGGGACCGCGAGGCGCUGAAGCGCGCGUGCAGAGGGGGUGUGGCGGUGCGCGCGCGGCAGUGGUGCGAGGGCGCGUACAUGUUUCUCAGACGGCUCUGCGAAAACGGCUGCCUCGAAGCCGCCUUCAUGCUCGCCAUGAUUCUCUUUUACUGCAUACCCGGCGCGCAAUUCGAGGGCGGGCGCCUGCUCAUGCACUCGGCGCGCGAGGGCCACGCCGCGUCGCUCUACACGGCUAGCGUUCUCAGCUUCAACGGCAGCGCGCUCGGCGCGCAACACAAGGACGCGCGGAUGGGGGUCGCGCUGUGCGCGCGAGCGGCGGCGCUGGGGCACACGGAGGCGAUGCGUGAGCUGGGGCACUGUUUAAUUGACGGGUACGGCGUGCAACGAGACGCGCAAGAAGGAUGGCGGAUGCUGCUCGAGGCGCAAGCGGCGGAGCUCGCGCCGCAGGCGUAUCUGCGCUCGCUGCUCUCCGCCAUGUCCCCCUCCCCCACGACGGACUACGCACAUAGCCCAUACCCCAGCGCCUGCGACAGCUCUUUUGCUUCCGCCGCCGCGUACCGCGCGUGCAACUCUAGCCCGUACGGCAACACGAUGCCGCUGACGCCCGCGGAGCAGGAGGCCGCCGUGCAACUGCUGCUCGCGCGCGACUGGCGGGCCGCCCCCGCCAGCCCCAUCCGCGCGGACUCCUCCGCCUGCUCCUCGUCCUCCGCGUCCGGCGCCGUGGCUUGCGGCGACGACGACAUGGCAGGCGACGAGGCGGCGGAAUCGAGCGACGGCGGCGCGUUCCUCUCCGCCGCGGGUCUGUCGCCGCGCUCCCCGUCAAGCGUGCUCGCGAUGCACGCGCACUCCCCGCGAUCCCCCGCGACUAAGCCCACCACCGCUAACAAGCAAGCCGUGGUGGAGAAGCUUCUAGCGGGGCUCGCUUCCGGGUCGUUCCGCCUGACCGACGCGCACCUGGCUGCGCUCGAGCCCGCGCUCGCCGCCCUCCAGACGUCCCUCCGCCCCGCGCCCGUCCACCCCGCGCACGUGUUCGUGCGCGAGUGGCGCGCGCUCAAAGGCCUGUCCGCCGACUCGGCGGAGGAAAGCCUCUCGCCCGCUUCAGUUGCAGACGCGGCGGAGCAAGCGCAGGGAGGCGACGCGCGCCCGGGGGUGUGCAGCCGCGCGUCGUGCGGGCGCCCGGAGACGCGCGCGUUUGAGUUUUGGCGGUGCUCCACAUGCUGGCGCGUGCGGUACUGCAGCCGUUCUUGCCAGGUGCACGACUGGAGGGAGACGCACGCGCGCACUUGCGCUGCCGGCGCUGGCGCUCAUGCCCAUGCGCAUGCGCAUGGCCCCGCGCGCGGAGGAGAUGUGUCUGCUCAUAACGCUGUAGCCUCUGCUCACAGGUCGCUGCAUGGCAUGGGCGUGGUUUGA